This is a messenger RNA of Apus apus (common swift), 2004 nucleotides long. It is a transcript of the gene PSMF1, whose product is annotated as proteasome inhibitor subunit 1. The record is from RefSeq and is a predicted model, not a curated record. NCBI's taxonomy places the organism in Eukaryota, Metazoa, Chordata, Aves, Apodiformes, Apodidae. The coding region runs from base 97 to 906 and encodes 269 amino acids. Gene Ontology annotation, biological process: proteasome-mediated ubiquitin-dependent protein catabolic process. The transcript is spliced from 7 exons. Gene Ontology annotation, molecular function: proteasome binding; endopeptidase inhibitor activity.
CCCUCCGCUCCGCGCCCCGGCCCGGCGCUCGGGGCCUCUCCCGGGCGCUGCCCCCGCGGGCCCGGCCGCGCCUGCUCCGUGCGAGGCGACGCGGCCAUGGCGGGGCUGGAGCCGCUCUACGCCUGGGCGCGGGCGGCCGUGUCCCGCCCGCAGGACGCGCUCGUCUGCGGCAUCCACUGGGAGCUGGUCCGGCAUGGCUACCGCUGCCUCGGCGCUGGCGACCAGCCAGGUCCUGAUGAAAGGAAGUCAGAGCUGCUGCCUGCUGGCUGGGAAACCAACAAGGAGGUGUACACACUGCGCUACAAGUCCACGGACGAUGCCCAUGAGCUGCUGCUGAAGGCCAUCAUGGUGGAAGACAGCAUGAUCCUCAAUGUCAUGGAUCGCAGUUCUCAGAAGGUGGCAGAUGUGACCUUGGCAGUGGCUGACUACAUCAACCCAGAGCACCUGGACGAUUUCCACAAGGUGUACAAGAACACCGAGGAUCUGAGGACAAGGAUCGCUUCAGGCAUCAUCGCUCCCCUCGGCGCCCCUGCAGAAAAGCCCAAAAAUGAGCCUGAGAAGAAGGAUCCUGAUUUGCUUCGGGAUCACGACCCCCUCAGGGUCCAUCCCCGGCAGCCAGCAGGCACAAGAGCCCCAUCCCGGCCUUCCCCCUUGAGCCCCUUUGCCGUUGGUGGGGAAGACCUGGACCCUUUUGGAGGUCAGAGUGGGGGAAUGAUCGUGGAUCCUCUCCGGUCUGGCUUCCCACAGCCCGGCAUUGACCCAUCGUCGGGCAUUCCAGGCCGGCUUCCUCCGGGAGCAGUUCCACCAGGCGCCAGAUUUGACCCCUUUGGCCCGAUAGGACCUAGUAGAUCUGGGCCAGAUCCUGACCACCUUCCCCCUCCAGGCUAUGACGACAUGUUCAUGUGAGGAAUCACCUCAUGGCUUCUCAUGGCUGUGGCCAGAGCCUUCUCCUGGGAAGCAGGAGCACUUCCUCAUCUUUGCUUCCCAUUUGGUGGACUUUGAUAUUUCCAGCAGCAUUUGGUUCUCCCCACUUGGGGCCACCUUCCUGUGUCUGACCAGCUAUAAAGGAUUCCCUGUGUGCAGAACAGAAGAGGAAGCAGUAGGUCCAUUUCUUUCCAUGCUCCUCUUAGGGUGCCAGGCUAUUUGCACCCAGCUGAAGUGGUCCUGCCCCACACGAGGUGGCAGUGGGGGGUUUGUCCUGGAGCUCCGAGCAUGGCCCACAUGCUCUAGGGUUCCUCCUCUGCUUCUUUGGGGUGGCAUGGAGAAGAUGAUGUUUUCUCAGAAAUGGUUUCUCUCUUACUCUUCAUCCAAGUGAAGGGUUGAGCAGUAUGAAAGGCUGGAAGCAUAGCCCAUGGGGUCUCCGUGGGCAGACCCCUAGCAGGGCUGAGACCAACUUCCCCAUGGCUGUGCUCACUGGCUUUAAAGAGCACCAGCAGCAAAGCCUUUAACAAAGAGACAGCUACUGAAUUCCUGCCCCCUCUCUCCCCUGCAGCUGAUGUUUUCCAUGCCCAGGAUGCAUGCCAAGCCCCACGCGCAGUGUGUCCAGAGCUGCCCACUGGGCACCACAAGGGGCUGGGCAGGAGGGUGCUCAGUGCCUGCACAACCUGUUGGACCCAGCAUUGGCUCUCCCCAGGCACAGCAGAGCUGAGCCUGGUACUGAGCUGGGGCCUUCCUGGGAAUGCUCACAGGGGGCUUGCUUGGCUGUGGGAUUUGCUUUCCGGAAAGGGUUUAUGGAACACGUUUCCCUGCCAUCAUUCCUGUUGCACAAGGUUGGUGCAGCUCUGCCUGGCUGAACUCUGCCAACAGCUUGGGGAGGAUGGGUGAGAUCUGGGUAGCUCAGGUUCCUGAGCUUUCUGGAAACCACCCUUCCCUGCAGCUCCCCUAGGUCAGUUUUGGGGCUGCAGCUCAUCUUUUCUGCCAGGGGUUCGCAUUAUUUUUUUUUUCUUCCCAUGGUUUGGUUACUUGGAAGGAUGUUAAUGAGCUUGAAAUAAAAACGUGACAACA